This is a messenger RNA of Daldinia loculata, 3476 nucleotides long. Its product is annotated as DUF699-domain-containing protein. The record is from RefSeq and is a predicted model, not a curated record. Bases 99 to 3239 code for a protein of 1046 amino acids. The transcript has 7 exons. Gene Ontology annotation, molecular function: 18S rRNA cytidine N-acetyltransferase activity; ATP binding; tRNA binding. Gene Ontology annotation, biological process: rRNA acetylation involved in maturation of SSU-rRNA. Gene Ontology annotation, cellular component: 90S preribosome; nucleolus. Lineage: Eukaryota; Fungi; Ascomycota; Sordariomycetes; Xylariales; Hypoxylaceae.
GUUUCUUUGGGGAACUUUUUUUGCGCCGACUAGGAUCUAAAAGCAAGCUCGUUCACGAUUUUCGGUCUUAGAGAAUCGCACAGGAGCAGGACGUCAAGAUGGUGCGAAAGGCUGUAGAUUCGCGCAUUCCUACUCUAAUUCGAAAUGGCCUCGCCGAGCACAAGCGUAGCUUCUUCAUCGUGGUCGGUGACCGAUCGAAGGAUGUCAUCGUCCAGCUGCACUACAUAAUGUCCCAGACAGAUUUGCGCCAGAACAAAUCUGUACUAUGGGCCUACAAAAACAAGCUUCUCGGCUUCACCAGUCACCGAAAAAAGCGAGAGGCUAAGAUCAAGAAAGAGAUCAAGCGCGGUAUUCGAGAAGCCAAUUCGGAAGAUCCUUUCGAACUCUUCGUCUCGCUACACGAUGUUAGAUAUGUAUACUACAAGGAGACCGACAAAAUCCUUGGUAGGACGUUUGGCAUGUGUAUCCUACAAGAUUUCGAGGCUCUUACUCCCAAUACGCUAGCUCGUACUAUCGAAACAGUCGAAGGAGGCGGCUUAGUUGUACUUUUAUUAAAAGGAAUGGAUAGUUUAAGACAGCUUUACACCCUCUCGAUGGAUGUGCACGCGCGCUACAGAACCGAAGCCCACCACGAUGUUGUCGCAAGAUUCAACGAACGAUUUCUGCUAUCUCUAGGCCGGUGCGAGUCUUGCCUUGUUAUUGAUGAUGAGCUAAAUGUUCUCCCUAUAUCUGGUGGUAGAGGGGUGAAGCCACUGCCGCCAAAGGAGGAGAAAAAGUCUCCGGAACAAAUAGAGCUGGAGAAAAUCAAGGAGUCGCUUCGGGAUACGCAGCCGAUAGGGUCUUUGGUCCAACUUGCUCGGACAAAGGAUCAAGCAGAUGCUCUGGUUACAUUCGUUGAUGCCAUAGCUGCCAAGACACUUCGCAAUACUGUCUCAUUAACUGCGGCCCGUGGUCGUGGUAAAUCAGCAGCUUUGGGUGUUGCUAUUGCUGCUGCUGUAUCUUAUGGCUAUAGUAACAUAUUCGUUACAUCACCUUCUCCAGAAAACUUAGGCACGCUAUUCGAAUUCGUAUUCAAAGCAUUCGAUGCCUUAAACUAUCAAGACCACACGGACUAUUCCAUUAUUCAGUCUACGAAUCCUGACUUCAAGAAGGCAAUUGUUAGGGUCAACAUUUUCCGGAAUCACCGACAGACUAUACAAUACAUACGACCGCAAGAUGCCCACGUCCUAGGACAAGCAGAGCUGGUUAUCAUUGACGAAGCAGCCGCCAUUCCACUACCGCUGGUGCGAAAGCUCUUGGGACCUUACACAGUAUUCAUGGCCUCUACAAUAAGCGGCUACGAAGGUACUGGGCGAUCUCUAUCACUCAAACUAAUAAAACAGCUAAAGGAACAGGCCGCAACUAGUGUGGCGCAGGACGGUGAAACACGAAGUCCAAGAUCUCUAAAAGAAGUCACUCUUGCUGAGCCAAUACGUUACGGAAAAGGCGAUGCAGUCGAGAAGUGGUUGAACGCACUUCUCUGCUUAGAUGUGACCCCUUCAAAACCAAAGAACAGCGUAUUCCCAGAUCCUUCUCAAUGUCAGCUGUUACAUGUCAACCGGGAUACCCUUUUCUCCUUCCACCCAGUCCCAGAGAGAUUUCUUCGACAGAUGGUGGCCCUCUUCGUCACCAGUCACUACAAAAAUUCUCCCGAUGACCUUCAGCUUCUUAGCGACGCUCCAGCGCACGAGCUCUUCGUUUUAACCUCGUCGACAAUUCAAGAAAAUGGUCUGCCCGAGCCUCUAUGCGUUGUUCAAAUAGCGCUAGAAGGAAAUAUUAGCAAGAAGAGUGUGAUGGCUGGUUUAGACCGAGGUCAGAGGCCUGCUGGAGACUUGAUUCCUUGGCUAGUCAGUCAGCAAUUCCAAGAUGAUUUUGCUUCUCUCUCCGGUGCUCGCGUAGUUCGAAUAGCAACCCAUCCGGAUUGUGUUUCGAUGGGAUACGGGUCGAAAGCGCUCGAGCUUCUUAUCGACUACUACGAAGGCAAAUUCAUAAACUUAGGGGAAGAUAACGACGCCUUAGCCAGGAACACCGAUAGCAUGGAUAUAGAUGCCACAGAAGGCGAAAACGGUGGUCUUCUUCAUGAAGAUAUCAAGGUUCGAGAUAUCGAUAAGAUGCAACCCUUAUUCUCAAGACUAGCGGAACGCAAGGCAGAGAGUCUCGAAUAUGUUGGUGUGAGCUAUGGGUUAACUCAAGCGCUCCAUAAGUUCUGGUCGCGCGCCCUAUUCAUACCAGUGUACUUGAGACAAACGGCUAAUGAUUUAACCGGCGAGCACACCUGCGUCAUGCUUAGGCCACUAAAAGAUGACCGAGAAUGGCUUGGAGCUUUCGCUGCCGACUUCCAUCGUCGUUUCCUUGCUCUACUCUCGUACAGAUUCCGCGAUUUCCCGUGUGUUCUUGCAUUAAGUAUAGAUCAAUCUGCCACAGCCGGUGCUCAGUUGGAUCCGUCAAAUCAGCUGCCCGAGUUAACAAAACCAGAAUUAGACAGGGCCCUAACACCAUUCGACUGCAAGAGAUUGGAAUCUUAUGCCAGGGGUGUGUUAGAUCAUCAUGCCAUUCUAGAUCUUGUGCCCAAACUAGCAGAUCUCUACUUCAUGGGCCCUCUAAAGCCAAGCAUUAAGCUCACGGGCGUACAGCGGGCCCUUUUGCUUGGAAUUGGCUUACAGCGCAAGGACGUGGGGGCUAUCUGUGCAGAGUUAUCCUUGGAGUCAUCACAGGGCUUGGCCAUGUUUAUGAAGAUCAUACGAAAAAUCACAGCACACUUCUCGACGUUGAUCUCUUCCGCCGUCGAAGCUGAUAUGCCAAAAUCAGAUGCAAUUGGUGUUAGUAGGGAGAAUGCGUCUGGAGUACACGAAGACGAAGUAGUAGACGACAAAUAUGCACCCCUUGAGACGAGCUUAGAUGAUGAGUUAGAUGAGGCUGGAGAUGAAGCAUUGCAAGAAUUGCGGGCGAAGCAGAGGGAGCUCAUUGACUCUCUCCCUCUUGACCAGUAUGAGAUUGAGGGUGAUGCGCCCGGCUGGGAGGAAGCAGAGAAGCAAGUAUUGAAGGCCACCCAGAAGGGCCAAUCUAAUCCAGUUGUCAGCGUGAAAGCAAAGCAGUCCAAAAGGAAAGCCGUUGUGACGGCGGCAGAAGUAUACGAGGAAGCAUUUGGUGACAAGAAGCACAAGAAAGCCAAGAAGUCUAAGAAAGGUGCAACAGAUUGAGGAGUUGUCGAUGAUUACUGGCGCAAGGCACUUUGACGUUCGCGAGCUUGGGGUAACAAGUUCGUAUGUAUAUACCUUAUAUCAGCACCUAGAAGUGAUACCAAAUCUAUAUUCGAGGCAAUAGAGCUGCUCAUGGUCACCGCAUCGAAGAUGGUUAACCACUCGCCAUGCCAACGAUCCAAAUAACGCAAUUUGCGAUUGUGUUACUAUUGAUAAACAGACGGCCACUUCUAAACG